Messenger RNA from Bursaphelenchus okinawaensis, 1348 nucleotides. Lineage: Eukaryota; Metazoa; Nematoda; Chromadorea; Rhabditida; Aphelenchoididae. The record is from the annotation of a GenBank genome assembly.
AUGACGAUUCCAAUGCGUGCAAUUCAUCGUACUGUCGAUGUGAUCGGCGGUGUAAUGGGAGUUGUGCUUUGUUUUGCUGUGGUCGUCUUAACCAUGACUGUUGUCAAAAACAAAACCCUGAAAAUGUACAAGAUUAUGAUCAUAUGUACUGCUGUGGUUGACUUCUUCUAUGCACUGAACAGUCUUAUCACUAUGUCGGUAAGUGGCGUGAAACUUGAUUUUUGGGCUCGUCCUAUGUUAUAUAAUGGCAUUUGUACUGGAAUUUGGUAUUGAGCUCGUGUUGUGAUCAGAACGGCCUUUGUACUAUAAGAACAUACUAUAUAGUACUAAAGACGCUGUUGUACUCAAUUUCUUGCAAUGUCUAUGAAGGAUGUAAUCUUUGCUCUUAAAAUCAAUAUAAAUUCGAAAAAUUCAAUUUCGAAAAUUUUUCAAUUAGCGAGACCUAUAAUUAGAAUAAGCACGUUCGCGUGCUAUUGUAGGCCACCCAAUACGAUUGAAAUGGCAAUGCACUUGUAUUGUCUCGAUAUUUUUGCCGGAAAGUGUAAUAUAAUAUUCAUGUAUAUAAUACUACAAUUAAGUAGUAUAUAAAUGUAUCUACAACAAUAUAAAAUAACUUUUCAUAUAAAAAAAAUUAUAUUAUGCUAUACGUGAAAGCCAAUUAUAAUAAAAGACAAAUACAAUUAAACAGAAUAACAAUUUUUUGUUGACCACAGGUUCAAAAUGGCAUUAUUUUGACAAAAAAAAUAAAAAAAAUAAAAUUUUUAGAGCUUUAUGUGUUCAAAUUUGAACUGCCAUAACUUUUAAGACAAUUUAGGUAUAAAAGUGAAAUUUUUAGAAAAUGUAAAAUAACAUUUGUGUCAACUAACACAAUUCUAAUUUUUUAAAAAUGCUUAAAACUUAAGAUGUUACAGUGGUUUUACCGUACUCUACUUUUACAAAAUUUUAACUUAAAGGCACAAAUUUUCGAAGUGUUGAUAAGAUAAACUUAGUACCUACCCUAUCCUACCCUACUGCAUUUUAUCAUAUGCUUGUCUAACGUCAUUCACUCUACCAUACCUUAUUCUAUUAAAAAAUCGGUCUUACCCUAAAAAACCUACCCUCAGGUAAAAAAUAAAAAUUAAAAACUUUUCUGAAUUUAAAAACAAUUUUGAACUUUCAGACAGCCUCACUAGCCGGAGACCUGGUCUACUUCAUUCUCGACAACCCCUACCUGCCGCAAAGCUCACUGGUAGCCUACUCAGCUGUUGCCACUCAAUUAUUCAUGAUGUUCCUCUGCUUCUGCAUUCUUCCACUUCAAUUCAUCUACCGUUACGGUGUGUUACUUUCUAAACCGUUUACCAUAACUUAA